GCGCACGUAGUCUAAACAGUCAUGUGUUUACGGAUAACAAGGCUUUAACCUCUGAACACUUUACAUGGAUUGGGUAGUGAACAAAAAUUAAUGUUCAAAUGAAGGUAAUCCUGGAAUCUGAAGAAAAAAAGGAAGAAUUUUGUUAUGAAAAAUACUUUUGACUAAAAAGUGAAGGUUAAUUCAGUGCUUCUUGAAACAAAAUGAUACUGUUAAAUGUGAUAAGUCUGUUAUUUGUUUUAUCAAUUCUGCCAUCUACAAUAGCAUUCAGAAGUGAGAACAUUGUUAUUCCGCAUGAUGCUCAACCAGGUCAUAUUAUUAAAAAAUACACUUAUAAUGGACAAACGUUCAACAUACUCGAUAUCGAGUUGUCAGACACUUUUGUUAUUCUUAGAAACGGUAUUCUCAUGUUAACUUCAGAUAUUUCUCAUAAAGUAGGACACCCAUUUUAUCUAGUCGUUAAAGAAGAGUACCAAGAAUUUACGUUACAUGACAUCCUUGUAAUACACGUGAAACAUAAAAAACAUAUGUUGAGGUUUGACAAUGAUCUCUACUGGGGAAGAGUGUCAGAGAAUCUUCCCUCUGGCACAUUGGUCAAAGGUCUGGAAAAAUUAUUUGCUUUUGGAGGACAAAACAACGAAGUUAAGUACAGCAUUGUCUCUGGAAAUGAUGACAACUCCUUUAGCAUCAUUCCCUCUUCCCUCAACAGGUCAGUAGUUGUUGCUGUUGUGACUAAUCAUCCUCUUGAUCGAGAACGGCAAGCCAUUUACAAGUUAUUGUUGCGAGCUGCAGAUGAACUGGAGAUCGACAGUGCUGAAACAGUUCUCUUCAUCAGUGUGUUGGAUAUGAAUGACAACCCUCCAAUUCCUGAAAAGUAUAUCUACAAAUAUCACGUACCACGAAAUACGAAACGCUUUUCUGUCAUCGGAACUAUCAGAGCCACAGAUAAAGAUGGAGAUCGUCCUAUUUAUCAUUUUCAAACUCGUCAUCCAAAACUUACCAUAAUUCCCCAAACUGGUGAGAUUUUACUGACAGGAACACUUGAUCAAGAAACUUACAAGUUAUUCAUAAAAAUUCACGAUAAUCGCAAUCCUCGAAAAUAUAGCCAAAGUAUUCCUUUAAUCAUCACUACAUCUAAAUCAGAUCCAUUUAUCAGAGCAACGACUUUAUUGGACGUAACUGAAAAUGACACGCAACAUCUAGUGCGGGCAAAACGAUCUGUAAGGGCUACGAAAAGUUAUGAAUACAAGGAAAGUGAUGGAAGCAUUGUUCAUAAAAUCAUGUUUCAGUUGGAAAAAGAACACCCCAAAGAAGUUUUUGAAGUCGAAAGUCCUAAUCGAUGGGUACAGGUAGAUAAGGCGGGCGUUAUCAGAGUGAAAGAACCGUGGAAUUAUGAACAUCUAGGGAAAGAAAAAACUAUUGAUUUCUGGGUACUUAUAUCAAAGCCAGGUGCUUCAGAGCGUGAAAGAGAACGUAUUAUCAUCCACAUCCAGGAUGUCAACGAUGAACCACCUUACUUCAUCAAUCGUCCGUUACCAUUACAAGCAGUAGUCCAACUUAACGCUGUUCCUGGCACGUCAGUCUUCAAACUUCAAGCCCGAGAUCCAGACACCGACCAUAAUAUUCACUAUGUAUUAGUCCGCGACAGAACUGGAGGUCGAUUUGAGGUGGAUGAACGGUCCGGAGAGGUGAGGACUAGAGGUAAAGAACCAUUCAUGUUGGACAAGGAGUACGUUUUGUACAUUAAAGCAGAAGACCGCAAUGGAAAGAUCAGUCAGUACAAAUACCAGUCCACCCCUGAAAUGAGACUGUCUAUCAUGGGAGGAAAACGGGCUCCGCAGUUUUACAUGGAAAAAUAUGAGACCAGUAUUCCAGAGAACCAGAAGAAAGACUCAGAUGUCAUCGAGGUCAAGGCCAAGUCAUUCGCUGACCGUUUGAUUCGGUACACUCUACGAGCUAAGGGAUCGGGCGCUGGAACCUUUAAUAUAGAUUCUUCUGUUGGUAUUGUGAAAUUAGCCAAGGACCUUGACUACGAAGACCUUCGACAACCCCAAACAUAUUUCUUAGUGGUAACUGCAACAGAAGAUUCAGGGGGUUUCUCAACAUCUGUUGAUCUAACAAUCACAGUACAUGAUGUCAAUGACAAUCCUCCACGUUUUGAACUUCCCGACUACCAAGCCCAUAACGUUGACGAGGACAUUCCACAAGGAACCUCAGUUUUACAAGUGUCUGCAUCAGAUAUGGAUUCUGACAAAAAUGCUGAAAUAACGUACACUAUCGAGAGUCAAGUUUUCACAAUUGACAACAGAGGAAUCAUAUAUUCAAAUAAAAGAUUGGAUGCUGACGUUAACAAUACCUACGAAUUUACUGUCGAGGCCAUUGACCACGGAGAUCCUCAGUUGACUGGCACAGCUACUGUUCGAAUUUACACAGAAAACAAAAACGACGAAUUUCCUAAGUUCAGCCAGGACGUUUACACCCCUAACGUAGAUGAAAAUGCAGGGCCUAAUACUUUAGUAACCACGGUAGUCGCCAGUGACAAGGAUGGUGAUAAUAUUCAUUUUGGAUUUGUUGGAGGAGGAACCGUCUCAGGCAUGUUUCAGAUCGAGGAAAGAACAGGAGUGAUCCGCUUAAUUAGCGGAAGCAUCCAGUUAGACAAAGACAAAUACGAGUUGAACGUUACUGCUCAAGAUGACGGUUCGUGUUGCAAGGAUGGUAGCUUAACACCCCACACAAGUACAGCUCUAGUUGUUGUCUUCAUUACUGACGUUAAUGACAACAAGCCUACGUUUGAAGAAUGCGACACCUACUCGCCAACAGUGAAAGAAGGAGCAGCUAGUGGCACUACCGUUAUUACAGUUAAAGCCUCUGACAAAGACAAAGGGCAUAAUGGAUUAGUUCGAUACAGCAUAGUGAAACAACCCAAUCAGAAAGGAACGAAGUUUCUAGUGGAUGAAGUUUCUGGAGUUGUAAAGACAAACAAGGUGUUUGAUAGAGAAGGAGAAGAUGGUCGAUUUGUAAGUUUGACCGUUAAAGCUACGGACAGAGGCAAUCCUCCGCUUGAGGGAGCCUGUUCCUUUAAGGUCGAGAUUACGGACAUCAAUGACAACCCCCCACUUUUUGAUCGACAUGAAUACAAAGAACACGUGAAGCAAGAUACACCCGUUGGAACAAGUCUUUUACGAAUGUCAGCUUCAGACGAAGAUGCUGAUAACAAUGGAGCUGUAGUGUACAACUUAACAUCUUCCCACAACCCAUUAGACCUUAGCUACUUCACAGUCAAUCCUGACUCUGGUUGGGUCAUUCUUCAGAAGCCGUUAGAUCGUCAACAGUACAAUUUACGGGCCGUUGCUUUAGACAAAGGAAAACCACAAAAUAAGGCAACAGUGGAAUUAACUAUAGAAGUCGUAAACAGAAACAGCAAUCCUCCAGUGUGGGACCAACCAGUUUAUGGCCCAAUUGCAAUCAAGGAGAAUAUUCGGCUUGGAGAAGUGGUUACUAGUAUUAAAGCUAAGUGA
Limulus polyphemus (Atlantic horseshoe crab) is the source of this 3515-nucleotide messenger RNA. RefSeq names its product neural-cadherin-like. Gene Ontology annotation, cellular component: plasma membrane; catenin complex; adherens junction. The record is from RefSeq and is a predicted model, not a curated record. Bases 201 to 3515 code for a protein of 1104 amino acids. Gene Ontology annotation, biological process: adherens junction organization; cell-cell junction assembly; calcium-dependent cell-cell adhesion. The transcript is spliced from 12 exons. Gene Ontology annotation, molecular function: calcium ion binding; cadherin binding. NCBI's taxonomy places the organism in Eukaryota, Metazoa, Arthropoda, Merostomata, Xiphosura, Limulidae.